ACGGUUACAACCAUCUAUAAAUACAUGGCCCUUCAUCUCCCUACAUAUAUCACAACCAACUACUGUCUAUAAAGAACAAACCAUCCUCUCUUUCCUUAGCAAACCAUCCUCUCUUUCCUUGUAAACUCUAUCACUCGUUGGAAGUUUGGAACUUCUACACUUUCAGGAGUGUACAAAGGAGUUCAGUUGAAUAAAAUGGCACACUUCAAGUUCAUGGCACUUGCAUUGCUUGUUGCUUCAUGUGCUUUGUUGGUGGAGAGCCGAGCUGCUAGAAAGGACUUGGGUCUGGACUUGGGUGGUGGUCUUGGGGUUGGUGUGGGUGCAGGAGUGGGAAUUGGCUUAGGAGGUGGUGGUGCUUCCGGGUCUGGAUCCGGCUCUGGCUCUGGUUCUGGGUCAGGUUCUGGCUCUGGCUCUGGGUCAGGCUCUGGUGCAGGUUCGUCUGCUGGGUCAUAUGCCGGUUCUGGUGCUGGCUCAGGUUCCGGUCGUGGUCAAGGAUAUGGUGAAGGAUCCGGAUCCGGAUCCGGAUCUGGGCAUGGAUCCGAAUCUGGGCAUGGUGCCGGUUCAGGAUCUGGUUCCGGACAUGGCGAGGGCUAUGGUUCAGGGUCCGGCUCUGGGAGAGGUUCGGGGUCCGGAUCUGGUUAUGGUGAAGGUUCCGGAUACGGGGCUGGAUCCGGGUCUGGGGAUGGCGAGUAAUAAUUGCAAUGUUUGUGAAGCUGAUGAAAACUCACCAGUUUGUAUCUAAAUA
Molecule: messenger RNA, 745 nt
Organism: Magnolia sinica
Lineage: Eukaryota; Viridiplantae; Streptophyta; Magnoliopsida; Magnoliales; Magnoliaceae
Product: glycine-rich protein 5-like
Exons: 3
Coding region: 196-693 (165 amino acids)
Source: RefSeq, a predicted model, not a curated record